AUGGCAAAAGCGCCAAUUACAACAUUUACGAUCGAGCCCUUCGAUACAGCGUUGGGACUAUUUUCUCGGUGGCUUAUGCGCCUGGAAGGCGCGUUCAAGAUCUUCAGCAUCACCGAGGAGGCGCGGGUGCCGUAUCUACUACAUUAUGUGGGGGCAGUUGCAUUCAAUAUACUAUCUGAUCGACUCAGUCCGCAAAACCCACAGGAUACUGGCUACGACGAACUUACAAGGAUCCUCAAGGAAUUCUAUGACCCCGUUACCCUCGAAAUCGCUGAAGUAUACAAAUUACAUCAGCGUAAACAAGAGGAGGGAGAGACCGCGCAGGAAUAUUCCGCAGCCUUGCAUAGGAUCGCUCUUAAGUGCAAUUUCGGCACUUUCAUUAAAACUGCCAUUCGGAACGUCUUCGUGUGUGGCCUGAGAAAUAGAAAGGCCCAAGGACGACUCCUGGAAAUGAGGGAUCUGUCGCUGCAUCCGGCCGUCCAGACAGCAGCUACGAUCGAGCUUUCCGAGAGGGGGACCAAGAAUUUGCAAGGAGAAGUAGGUGUGGCCCAGGUGCAGACGACCCAGAAGCCGGGAGGCAACGACGGCAGUGGGCGAGCUAAAGCUAAGUCUAAGAAAAAUGUAAAGUCGCGUGUAAAUAAUUCGUCAAAUAUUACAUGUUAUCGUUGCGGUAAGAACUAUCUUGCGUCGCGUUGUACUUUAGAUAGGUCGGUUAAGUGUUUUUCAUGCGGUAAGACCGGUCACCUUCGAAAGGUGUGUCGUUCGGAUAAACAGAGUUCGAACUGUGUUGACGUGUUAGCAGUCGAAUACGUACAGUAUCGGGACAAGUUACUUACGUCGUUAAUCGUUAACGAAAAACGCGUGCGUUUUGAAAUAGAUAGCGGCGCGGCAGUUUCUUCGAUUUCGCAGUGUCUCGCGAAGAGGUUGUUCCCAAAGGAAAAGUUACACAAGACCGUAUUACAUUUAAUUUCGUAUUGUAAGAAACCUAUCGAUCUGCUUGGAUAUUUGGUUGUACGGGUGAAAUGCAGGGGGAAGACUCGCGAAUUGAAUUUGUACGUUACGACGGGAGAUCGUGAACCAUUGCUUGGCAGAGAGUGGAUCCUGCAAUUGAAAGACCAUGGAGACAUGCAUCAAUUGCUUGGACGUUUACAAUCAAUUCACGUAAUAGAAGACCCGUCGUUGCAAACUAGACUUGUAUUGAAAGAUAACGCAAAACCAGUGUUCGUAAAAGCAUGGCAAAUUCCUUUUCGUCUGCGCGCAUUAGUUGAGCAGGAAUUAGAUCGCUUAGAAUCAGAGGGCAUUCUAGAAAAAGUUGACUCGUCAGAAUGGGCAACCCCCAUUGUUCCGGUUUUAAAAAAGAACGGUCAGGCUUACUUGCAAUUGGAGGUCCGACCGGAGGACCAAACCUUUUUGACCUUGAGUACUCAUAAAGGGUUAUACAGAGCUACGCGUUUAAUGUACGGUGUCGCGUCAGCACCUGCAAUAUGGCAGCGCACCAUUGAGAAUAUUCUGAAGGAUAUCCCCGGCGUAGUGGUUUUUCUUGAUGACAUUCGAGUAGCAGGUACAAAUCGGCAAGAUCAUUUAAAUAAAUUGCGUUUAGUUUUUAGCCGAUUACAGAAGUACAAUAUUCGAGUUAAUAUGGAGAAGAGCGAAUUUUUCAUGUCGCAAAUCCAGUAUUGCGGUUACGUGAUAGAUAAAGACGGUUUACAUAAAGCUCCUGAAAAGAUGGAAGCGAUCCAUAAUAUGAAGCGACCUACCAACGUUACGGAGUGGACAUCUCAAUGUGAGAAGAGUUUCAAGGACGCGAAGAAAGCUUUUAUUAGUCCAAAAUGUUUAGUUCAUUUCGAUCCGCGUUUACCAGUUACGCUUGCUACGGACGCGAGUUCGUAUGGGGUAAGAGCGGUGCUUUCGCACAUCUAUCCCGAUGGUUCUGAAAGAGCCAUACAAUAUGCUUCGCAAACUUUAUCUUCCGCUCAAAGAAAUUAUUCUCAGAUUGACAAGGAAGCUUACGCGAUCAUUUACGGUGUUAAGAAAUUUCACCAGUAUUUGCAAGGCUCUAAAUUCACAUUAAUUACAGACCAUCGUCCACUUACACAAAUUUUUUCUCCAACGAAGAGUUUGCCUAUCUACACGGCAUUACGAAUGCAACACUACUCGUUAUUUCUACAGGGUUUUAAUUAUGAUAUUAAGUACAGGAAGUCAGAACUUCAUUCGAAUGCAGAUUGUUUAUCCCGGUUACCUAUUCCACGCAAUUCAGAUGUACAAGACCCGGUGGAUGUUUUUCAAUUAAGUACGUUUGAUACGUUGCCAAUAACGGCACAGGAAGUAGCUACCGCUACGGCGACAGACAAAGAGUUGUCUAAACUAUUACAAAUUCUUAAAUCGGAUAGUACGCCUUUUUCCUUCGAGGAGGGGAGGAGAGUUAGUUGUCAUAAUUACGCGGGUAACGACAAGUGGUUAUUUGGCACUGUGACACGGCGAUUAGGUACGUUACAUUAUGAGGUACAAUUAGAUGACGGGCGCACAUGGAAGCGCCAUGUAAAUCAAAUGCGAUUGAUUGGUACUCCUACACCGAUAAAAUUCAACGAUUACGGCCUCCGAAAGGCCGGUUACUCCUAUUACAAAUACGGCCUCGUUAAGGCAAGAUUCUUCGAGUUCUUCUUUUGCGUCCCCGUCUGGGACAUUAGUGACUUCGACGCCGUUACAGUCGCCAGAGGACUCGGAGACUUCAAUUUUCGUGACUCCGAAAACUUCGAGACCUGUACGUACCAGGAAACUGCCGUUGCAUCUCAAAGAUUAUGUGGUCUUUAA
This is a messenger RNA of Vollenhovia emeryi, 2811 nucleotides long. RefSeq lists its product as uncharacterized. NCBI's taxonomy places the organism in Eukaryota, Metazoa, Arthropoda, Insecta, Hymenoptera, Formicidae. Gene Ontology annotation, molecular function: zinc ion binding; nucleic acid binding. The record is from RefSeq and is a predicted model, not a curated record. The transcript is spliced from 6 exons. Bases 1 to 2811 code for a protein of 936 amino acids.